AUACACACAUUCACUCAGGUGCGUCAUACUGUGUGCGAAGCUGGUGGUGAAAAUUCAGUCCGACUGGCUGGCUCGAUCAAUAUUUUGCAUUUCCUCCGCGACUGCAAUCAAAAGUGUUCCCCGUGAAGGGUUUUCCGCAAACGCACGGAAAGGCAAGCAGUGAGCAACGAUGGCUGCUAUAAUAAGCCAGGCCAUGCCCGAUACGGUGGACGGGGCCGAGAUACCCAAGUCGAAACGACCUUCAGAUUCCGCGUUCAAGCAGCAGCGGCUUCCGGCCUGGCAGCCCGUCCUGACCGCUGGCACGGUACUGCCAGCCUUUUUCCUCAUCGGCGUGCUGUUCAUACCGAUCGGUGUGCUGCUGCUGCUGUCGUCCAAUUCCAUUAACGAGUUCGUGUACGACUACACGCACUGCAUGCCGGACACGGGCAACCAGAGCUGCGCGGAGCUGAUCAGCGCCGCCCCGGGCACGAGCUGCGCCUGCACGAUCCACUUCGAGCUGGAGAAGGACUUCCACGACAAGGUGUACCUGUACUACGGGCUGACGAACUACUACCAGAACCACCGGCGGUACGUGAAGUCGCGCGACGACGACCAGCUGCUCGGGCGCCUCUCGCCCAUCCCGUCCAGCGACUGUGCGCCGUUCGCGUACGCGGACGACGACGAGCGCGUCCCGAUCGCGCCGUGCGGUGCCAUCGCCAACUCGCUGUUCAGCGACAAGUUCGAGCUGUUCUCGCAGACGCUCGGCACGCCGGUGCCGCUGCUGCAGACGGAGAUCGCGUGGCCGUCCGACCGGCAGAUCAAGUUCCGCAACCCGGACGGCGACCUGCGCGAGGCGCUGCGCGGCUUCAGCCGCCCGAAGGCGUGGACCCGCGAGCUGUGGGAGCUGGACGAGACGAACAAGGACAACAACGGCUUCCAGAACGAGGACCUGAUCGUGUGGAUGCGGACGGCCGCGCUGCCCACGUUCCGCAAGCUGCACCGGCGGAUCGACCACUCGCACGAGCACUUCCGGGAGGGGCUGAUGAGCGGCAACUACACGCUCACGGUGAAGUACUCGUAUUCGGUGAUUGAGUUCGAGGGCACGAAGAAGUUCAUCCUGUCGACGACCUCGAUUCUGGGCGGCAAGAACCCGUUCCUCGGCUUCGCCUACAUCGUGGUCGGUAGCGUCUGUCUCCUGCUCGGCUGCGUGCUGCUCAUCAUCCAUCUGAAGUGCAGCAAAUCUAACGGCGGCAUCAGCAGCGUACAUCAACGGUCCUCCUCGCGCCCAUAGGAGUUACUGUGCCUGACCGGGGAAGUGAGCGACUCGUUGGGGCUUUGAGUAUUAAUUUAUUGGCCUUCGUCUUUUAUUGGAUUCCACGUUUGAUUGUUGUUACAUUUUUUUUCCAAUUGCGGAUGGGCAGCAGUAGGUUGGUUGUGUUUAGUAACAGUAUCAGUUUUGAAAUGGUGACCGAAUAGUGACGACAAAUACGGCGGAAGCUAGGACAAUUACAUUACGGAGGGGGGUUAAAAGUUGGGUGGGAAUUUGUUUCGUUUUUUGGGAGGGUUUUUUUUUAUAGAACAAUAGAAUCGCUAGCAUUUUGCACUUGAUUCGAUCAUUACCUUGCCACUAUUUAUCUAUCUAUCUCUCUAUGCAAGAAGCAGCGGUGUUCUAAAGGGCGUUGUUUGAAGAAGUAAUCGCAGGGACGAAUGACAGGCAGCAGCGUUAGUGUACAGCUUCCGCACCAACAUUACACCUACGGGAUAAUCUAAAACGCGUUCUUUGCACGUUUUUCUUCACCAAUUAGGCCCCGAAUCAAAUAUAGGGGAUUUGAGGAUAGUAAAAACAAACAAACAAAACAAAAACAAACAAAUACAUACAUAGUAUACAGUAUAGUAUUCUAAUAAGUGUCCUUACAGCACGUGUCGGUGUAUUUAAAUAUAAUUAAAGUUGAACGUAAGGGGAAAGUGUUGCACGCGUUUCGGUAAUAGCUGCCCCCCCCCCAGACCCUCCCAUCUUUCCCCUCAUCACCCAAUUUUUGUGUUUGUUGCGUUACUUCAGGAACAGUGUACGUGUGUACGAAUUGUUGAUCAUCAAAUGUUACCAAAACUAGAGAAGAAUAGUGAUACCCCGUCGCUUACCGCCUAGCGCCUCGGAUCGAAAGGCGCACUGUAGGGCCCUGCCUGUGUAUAACGCGCCUAGCUGCAGCAUGCAGCAGAA
Messenger RNA from Anopheles merus, 2197 nucleotides. RefSeq names its product cell cycle control protein 50A (gene CDC50). The record is from RefSeq and is a predicted model, not a curated record. The transcript is spliced from 5 exons. Lineage: Eukaryota; Metazoa; Arthropoda; Insecta; Diptera; Culicidae. Gene Ontology annotation, cellular component: Golgi apparatus; plasma membrane; endoplasmic reticulum. The coding region runs from base 170 to 1270 and encodes 366 amino acids.